Clonostachys rhizophaga is the source of this 477-nucleotide messenger RNA. The record is from the annotation of a GenBank genome assembly. NCBI's taxonomy places the organism in Eukaryota, Fungi, Ascomycota, Sordariomycetes, Hypocreales, Bionectriaceae.
AUGAUUUCUAUCGCACCUCGCGCCAUUGGCGUUGCCGUGCUGAUGAUGGCUCAUAACGCCAUGACAGCAACCCCGCAAGCUGAAAAUGUCGCCGUCCAGGCCCGUGACAUUUGGGACGGAUCCGACCCCUAUAGCGCAGGAUACGAUAAACGUUCUUUCAGCCAGCGCUCCCUCGAGGAUGAUGAGGUGGCAGCCCGAGCUAGAGAUGUUCUGCAGGCCCGAUCCGAUCUAGCCCAGGUUAACAAGCGGUUUAUUAUGCACGCCAUAAAAGGUAUUCUAAAGGGCGCUGUCAAGGCCACAAAGAGCGACGGUCCAUGCUAUGGCAAGGGCCCGAAGUGCUACAAGAAGGAGAAGGCGCUGCAGGAGAAGAAGGCGAGAGAGAAGAAGAAUCCGAAGCCGAAGCCAAAGCCGAAGGAAAAGAAGAAGCCAAAGGGGAAGAGUAAGGGGAAGAAAGGGAAGAAAGGCGAGACGGAGUGA